CGAAAACUCGGAAAAAAUGAAAACGAAAAGCUUUCCCUUUAUAUUUUGUUCCUUUUCCAUUUCUGUCCAAAAGAAGCUUUUGAGUCCACAAUGACGUGCUCCACGUUUGUGCUCAAAGCAUAUUCCAUUUUAUUUCUUUAACCAAACUUCACGUUCUCACACUUCACCGAAAAAUCUGAUUGAUUCGCCUGCAAUUCCUGGAUCUAAACGGCCUCAAAGAAGUCUGUUUUGUUUCUGUUUUAGGUUGUUGAGUAAAAGCAUUAUUUUGCUGCUAAACACCUUAAAUCAGUUGGGGAGGUUUGAAGCUCCUACAUUAGAUAUUAGACAAAGUAAAGAUGAAGAGCGAUUGGUUAUCUUCCAUGGGUUCUGAUGGAGUUCAUCCUGACAUCUUUUCGUUGGAGCCAUUUGUAUUUCAUAACCUUGGGUCUCAUUUAUUUUCACAGCUACAUUCAUUUGCGGACAAUUCUAUUUACCAGUCGAGAAACUUAUAUGUGCCGGGAAGUUUGGCUCUUCAAGAGGCAUUUAAUCGUAUAUCAGGAAUUGCUGGUGCUUUUUUAGUUUGGUUCUGUAGUGGAACCAACUCAAAGAUAUCCCGGGAUAUAGCAGGUUCUCAAUUUAGAAGUAGCGGGGCUUCUAUGCAGGUCAAGCCUAUGUCUUCUGUUGGACAUAAUCUAGUUGGGUUUCACUUCAGCUUUAGAUCAGAAAGAAAAUCUAUUGCCCCCGUGGCCUUAGCCAAGAUUUCUAGUUCUGCAAUGAGGCUACUUUGGAGAGAAGUGAAAAGGCUUCAAUCAAAUCCUGUGCUGUCUCUAGCUGCAGUAUUGGUACCACCAAUUCAAAACUUAUCAUCAACGGUGCUGACCGGUCCACUUGAGAAUACUGAGGUGUCAAUGCAUGGAGGCAAGGACCAAAUCCCUUGUGAGGUUAAGAAAAAGGGAUGUGCUCAACUAUCUUUUCCUGAAUUGAACCUGACGAAGCAUGUGGUUGAGCCUAAAACUGGCAUUGAGUUUCCCAUGAUCUUGAACAAUGUAGUAGAUGAAGAGCAGGAUGUCAACUUAAACUCUGAGGUCCUGGUUGGAACUGGGUCCAGAACCAUGACAAUAGUUAAAAUCAAGUCUUUAAAGAUCUAUGCAUUUGGUUUUUAUGUUCAUCCUCACUCCCUCUGUGAGAAAUUGGGUCCAAAAUAUGCAUCAUUUUCUGCUGGUGAGCUGAAUAACUCCCAUGGUUUCUACAAGGAUCUUCUUAGGGAGGAUGUUGAAAUGACUGUGAGGCUUGUCGUGAAUUGCAAGGGGAUGAAAAUCAACACCGUGAAAGAAGCUUUUGAGAAAUCCCUUCGAGCUCGCUUAGUUAAGACAAAUCCAAGUACAGAUUUUUGUUGCCUGAGGAAAUUUCGUUCAUACUUCACACAAGAUAUUCCAUUACCUUUGGGGACAACAAUCAAUUUUCGACGGACAGCUGAUGGAUGUCUGAUUACUGAAAUUGGAGGGAAUCACAUUGGAAGUGUCCCCAGCAAAGAUUUAUGUCGGGCCUUCUUUGACAUGUACAUUGGGGAUGAACCUGUAUCUGAGCAAACAAAAGAAGAGAUUGGCAAGAACGUUGUUAAUAUCAUUAGAAGGUGUUGAAAUGGCUUCAUUUUCGACCUCCAAUUGUCUUGGUUUUUGGAAUGGACAAUUGGCAACCGGUGGCAUAUACCAUCUGGUUGAUGGCAUGAGCAGUGGCUAUUCGAAUAUGGAAUUAGAUCUGCCUUUAAAGUUUAGAUCAUGAUUUGGGGUUACACUGGACGGUCAUGGCUUAUACUUUUCGAGGUUUGCCCCCUUCUUCAAAUUUGAUUGUCACUCAGUUAUUCUUUUUUUAGAUCAAUUGAGGGUAAGCAUUGUUUCCCCGCCCACAUACUAGAUGUAUAAUAAUUUUAUUGAAAGAAAAGAGGGUAGUGAAUCACUAGUAUCACUCGUUGUGCUUAGCUGAAAGCAAUAGGCCGAGGUGAUGGUGAGGCUCUGAACCGUUGAUGGGACCUGGUUCAUUGACUCUGAUAUGCAACAUGCAUCUGUUCUUUUUGAUUACUAUCUUGGUCUUGCCCACCUCUUUAUACAUGGAGGGGUUUAGCACUUCAGCAGCAGCAAUGGAGUUCAUAGGUAUAUGAAUCCAUGGCACUGAUUUUUCAGUGAAAUUGGAUAAAUAUCGUGAAAGCAAAUGAAAUUUUUUAUGGCAUGACCAUGGAUGAGAAUGGAAUGGACGCAGCGAGGUGGAACAUGAACAGCUUACCUGGGCGACCUCUUUUAGAAACAACUUGCAACUAUUGAAUAAUUUUAGCUAUUUCUCGGAGACUGUUUGCUAAGCGGUUUGAAGAAAAUUAGGGAGUCUGUUGGCAAUGGCAUCUGUCAAUGGUUUGGUAAUUGAUAGGCAGCAACGUGUGUGCACUCUCCAAUUGGGCUUAAGUUAUUAUGAAUUUAGGACCUGGGAGAAUGAUAAUUAAGAGAAUUAAUGUAAAUGUAAAACAAGGGUCAGUGUACAGUUGAAACUUCAAAAUUUACCACUUAAACUACUGUAUUUAAUUGUCA
Prosopis cineraria is the source of this 2555-nucleotide messenger RNA. Its product is annotated as fatty-acid-binding protein 2. Gene Ontology annotation, molecular function: fatty acid binding; intramolecular lyase activity. The coding region runs from base 336 to 1619 and encodes 427 amino acids. The record is from RefSeq and is a predicted model, not a curated record. NCBI's taxonomy places the organism in Eukaryota, Viridiplantae, Streptophyta, Magnoliopsida, Fabales, Fabaceae. Gene Ontology annotation, cellular component: chloroplast stroma. The transcript is spliced from 11 exons.